Molecule: messenger RNA, 840 nt
Organism: Suillus clintonianus
Lineage: Eukaryota; Fungi; Basidiomycota; Agaricomycetes; Boletales; Suillaceae
Exons: 12
Coding region: 128-748 (206 amino acids)
Source: RefSeq, a predicted model, not a curated record
UUCAAGGUAGUCUACACUCGGAUUCACACUUUGUUCAGAAAGACUGAAUUACUGGGACAGUCGCAUCCGCAGCAGCUUUUUUUUUUGACUUUUGCAUUACUUUCAGCUCAGAGGUCAGUAUGUUUCAAUGGCGAUAUGCAAAACUGACAUAAUCCAGGUUCGCUGGACAUGGGGGAGAAAGUGGGGGAUUGUGAGGAUAGCCUUUGUUAUUUCUCGUUAUCUGCCAAUUAUAGGAUUUGCUAUCACGAUGCUAUAUCACACUGUCGAGACAACUCUCAGAGGAAUUCCAAUUAUUGGGAGGUACCAUGCUACAGCUAGCAUCAUGAUCAUAUUUACUGGCGCUGCUGCUAGAGCCUUGUUCGUAACCAGGACAUAUGCGUUCUGUGCAUUGGAAAAGAGGAUCGUGAUUGCGAUAUCAUUGUUUUCCACGGUCGUAACAGCAACUGCAGUGGCAAUCGUAAUUGUUGUCGAGAGUGAUCCCGGAAAUUUUAUACAGUACGAUGGUGUAUUCGAGGAGGAACGACGCCUUAGCAUUUGUUAUGGCUUGCUCGCGAUUUAUGAGAUUGGAUUGAUGUCGCUGACAAUGCACAAACGCUUCAAAUCUUACCGACAGGAAAAUACUCCAUUGGUUGCUACUGUAUAUCGCGAUGGCAUGUUUUACAUGCUGUGGAUUACUCUCGCCUCGGUAGCGAAUUGCAUCGGUUUUCUUGUGCUUCCUCUAUCAUAUGCUUCUCUUUUCACUAGCUAGUUCUGCAGAGCGUUCUUGCCUCACGCAUCCUGUUCAAUCUGCGAGCAACGAACGAAUCGCCGGAUGACGUUCUAAUCUUGCCAGUUGCUUCU